AUGAGAUAUGAAGUGAGUCAUUGGAAAGAAAAAGAAAUUGAUGCUUCAGAAAAAAGACAACUUGGUGGAUGCCCUUUGACUCCAAGGGAGACUUCUCUUUUACUCAAAGGAUUAGGGUUUCCUUCCACCACAAGAAUCUAUUUAGUAGCUGGUGAAGCUUAUGGAAAAGGCACAAUGGAUCCUCUCAAUCAAGAUUUCCCAAACAUUUUCUCACAUUUCACUCUUUCAACUGAAAGAGAAUUGAAACCUUUCAAGAAUCACCAAAACAUGUUGGCUGGUUUAGAUUACGUAAUUGCCCUUCAGAGCGAUGUUUUUGUUUACACUUAUGAUGGGAAUAUGGCAAAGGCUGUUCAAGGGCAUAGGAGAUUUGAGGAUUUCAAGAAAACUAUCAAUCCUGAUAGGAUGAAUUUUGUUAAGCUUGUAGAUGAAUUGGAUGAAGGGAAGAAAUCUUGGGAGGAGUUUAGUUUGGAAGUGAAGAAGCUUCAUGAGAAGGGAGAUGGAGGUCCAUAUAUGAGGGAACAAGGGGAAUUUCCAAAAUUAGAAGAGAGUUUUUAUGCAAAUCCACUUCCUGGAUGUAUAUGUGAUAGAACACAUGAAAAAGGAUAUUGA
Molecule: messenger RNA, 609 nt
Organism: Lactuca virosa
Lineage: Eukaryota; Viridiplantae; Streptophyta; Magnoliopsida; Asterales; Asteraceae
Source: the annotation of a GenBank genome assembly